Molecule: messenger RNA, 848 nt
Organism: Guillardia theta CCMP2712
Lineage: Eukaryota; Cryptophyceae; Pyrenomonadales; Geminigeraceae
Exons: 11
Coding region: 21-848 (275 amino acids)
Biological process (GO): regulation of transcription by RNA polymerase II
Cellular component (GO): SAGA complex
Molecular function (GO): transcription coactivator activity
Source: RefSeq, a predicted model, not a curated record
CUAGCGUGCAUUUGAGCAGCAUGGCAGAUGUUAUCUUAGUUGGUGGCAUGCAGAUGCGCAGGCUGGACUUGGGAGCGAUAAGAAAGAAGAUCCAUAUUGCUCUUGGACCCGAGAAGAUGAGGAGUUACUGGGAUAUAGUACGACGCUUCACUCAAUUUCGGCUGUCCAAAGAAGAGCUCGACGUGAGUGCAAGGGAAGUUCUAGGCCCUGACAAUGUUUCUCUCCACAACAACCUCAUCCGAGCAAUAUUCCAGAAUGCUGUUGUCGGAACAGUGAACCCGCCAGAGGUUGAAGUCGUGCCUGCUCCUUUCCCUGAUGAUUCCGAGCCCACAAGACCAAACAAGAAGUCCAAGAAGAAGGGGCAUGCAGUAGCAACAGGCCAAGCCAAUGCCUUGGGGGCACAAGGGAAGCUCUCUAUUUUGCAGCGCCGAGAUGUGGAACGCCCGUCACAUGAGACAAUCUGGUUGAAUGCUCACGAAACCCAUCGCACACAAUGGAAAAUAUGUGAUGGCGCUGAUCUGUAUGAUGAAUCUUUGGAACUUCCUUCCAUUGUUGAUGUCCGAAAUGCUUUAAAACGAAGGUGUCAAGAAUGCAAUCUUACGUUCGAACAAGACACGGUUGAAUGCUUGCAUGUCAGCCUCGAGAGAUAUAUGAAGAAUAUGAUAUCUACCUUGUCAACAAUCUCCAAGCUAAGAAGAGGAGUAUGCAAGCAUGAAGCAGACAAGGAAGAUAAUUGGAUCACGAUAACUCCAAGCGAUCUUCUGACAGCGUUCAACCUAGAACCACAAUUGCUUGGGAACGAUUGGUCUCUGAAUGCUGAACGCAUUACGAUUAUUCAACAAUUUUAG